Papaver somniferum (opium poppy) is the source of this 1311-nucleotide messenger RNA. RefSeq lists its product as uncharacterized. The coding region runs from base 469 to 921 and encodes 150 amino acids. The transcript is spliced from 5 exons. The record is from RefSeq and is a predicted model, not a curated record. Gene Ontology annotation, molecular function: protein binding. Lineage: Eukaryota; Viridiplantae; Streptophyta; Magnoliopsida; Ranunculales; Papaveraceae.
CAGCAUUUGCAGACACUGAAACUGAACUUGUCCACGAUGUUCUCAUAUCUAUAAUACAGCAAGGACUUAGUGAUGUAGCUCGUUUGCCUACCUGGUCUGCAGUCGAGGAGAUGAAUGCUUUUUAAUCCUCCAAGUUUCAGUGCCUAUUUUCAAUCGUGUGUGACCAGAGUUGGUGAUAUGAUUUGCUAACUUCACCUCAACAGUUGGAGCCACUUGCAGAGGGUUUUCUAGCGACUGAAUCACGGGAGGCUAUUUAGUCUGUUGGCUGCCCUUAUCUCAGUUGUAGAAACUGUGAUAUGAGAAACUUCCAACAAAAUGUUUUCCUCAGAUUGUCACAACAAGACAUAGUAUUUAGAAUAGUGGUAAGAACUAUGUUCUGCUCACAUUGGUGGUAUUUCAAAGAAGCUUAAGUGACGAUGCUACCUUCAAGAAAUUUUUGGAUGUCAGCAACAGGGAGCGUGCGAACAAAUGCUGGAGCAUGUUUAUAGUUUGAUGUGUGGAACCCGGAGGCCUGGGUGUGCAAGAAUUUCACACAGAAAGGGAAUUCAACUCGAUGCUGUUGCACGUGGGGCGCUUAUUUGUGGAUAUUGUGGAACGGGGGAAGUCGGUAUUGCUCUAGAGUUGCAUAGGGAGAUUGUGAAAUGGAACUGCAGUCCAAAUGUGAUCACUUAUGCCAAGAGGAAGACAUGCAGUUUUGUAUUAAUUUGCAGUGGCUUAUUGGACUGUUUCUAUGAGUCACUUCGCAGUUCCAUUAGUCGCUUCCAGUUCUGGUACAUGGAGUUGUGUGUGGAUGAUGUACCUCCCAUCCAGCGCAAAGUAACCAGUGGCAAGCUGAAUGGUAUGCAGUUUGAUGAGUCUUCACUCUUUGACGAAACAAUUCUUAUUUGUCUUAAGUGGCGACAUUACACCCAAGAGCAAUAGGGAGCGUGAGAACAGACGAUGGAGCGUGUUUAUAGGUCUGUGUGGAACCCUGAGCAAUUUCUCAAAACCUCUGCAUCAAUUUUCAGACCUCGCUGGGUUAUGAUCCUCACUCGUGAGACAUUUACACUGAUCAAGGGGCUGUGAGUGCACCAGUUCUCGAUGCUGUUACAUGUAGGUCACUUAUAUGUGCAUUUUUAAACUGGAGUUGCAGAGGGAAGUUGAACUGCAAUCCAAAUGUGGUUAGUUACCUCUUUGUUUUAUGGAUUUUGCAAACUACUUGAAUCACAAGUUGAAAACUUGCAGAUUUGUAUUAUUAUGCUGUGGCUUAUUAGCCGUGGGUUUUUAUCCUGUGUACUUAAACCUAUUAACAAAUUUGAAUUUAAAUGAAUA